Molecule: messenger RNA, 816 nt
Organism: Periconia digitata
Lineage: Eukaryota; Fungi; Ascomycota; Dothideomycetes; Pleosporales; Periconiaceae
Source: the annotation of a GenBank genome assembly
UCUACUCUCAUCUGUUGUAUAUAUGGCGUGUGCAAGAGCACAUAGAGGACAAGGAUGACUCAGCACAUUGAAAUUGUGAGUGCUCGUCGCUUGUGCAAUGUUCACGAUGAGAGCUACAUUGUUAGUGUGCAAAUCGAUCGUUUGAAAAACCGCGAUCGUGCACCUCAUUAUUAUAUAUUUACCUCAAUAGAAAGCCGAAUUAGCAUUUCUCAACCUUAAAACCGGGUUUUAACUACCACAACCGUUCAAUCGCAAGUUUAUCAAAAGAUCUUUUCUAACCUUCACAAGAUGUCAUACAACACCGGCUCCGCCCAGGUAGCACAGAGGUUGUAUAGAAGAUUUCAGAACUCAUUUCCCACCCUGAUUGCCGCACUGGACGAGAAUAGUAACAGCGGCUCACGGGCUGGGGAAGUUCUGGCUGUGAUUGCUACCAUUGCUAAAUCAAUGGCAGCCCACAGCAUCAAUCCCUCGGAACCACCGUCUAACUGGCACCGAGCGUACAAGCCGCAUUAUCUUGCUUGGCUUCGAGCUCAACAGGAUGAAGACGAAAACGAGAUGGAAGUGCUGGUUGAGUGUGACGACGAUGGCCAUCAGAUAUCGUUCAUCAAUGAGUUGCGCACAUACGUGCAAACCAAGGUGCGAUCAACUGUUUCUGCCAGCGUCCGAAAUAGCAGCCGCCAUGAGUUCGACCACGGCGAUGAGAUCUAUCCGGCUUGGGCCGUCCGUGUCACAAGUCGCUCAUGCAAGGUGAUCAACGACGAUACUUGCGAUCGCAAAACACCACCUCGGUGCCGUGCUCCUCCCGUUACAGCUUGA